Molecule: messenger RNA, 1179 nt
Organism: Anthostomella pinea
Lineage: Eukaryota; Fungi; Ascomycota; Sordariomycetes; Xylariales; Xylariaceae
Source: the annotation of a GenBank genome assembly
AUGAAUUCCGGUACGGGAGACGGGGGUCUCAUCUGGGAGCAGGACCCCGUCAAGCGCCGAAAGGUGGCAAAAAAGCUUCUACCCGCUUUCAGCACCAAAGCUAUCAAGACCAAGGAGCCAGUCAUGCACCAGCAUAUGGACCUUUUCAUCGAGAAGAUGAAGAGUGUCGGCCAAGGACCUGAGGGAGUUGACUUGGACAAGUGGAUGGUUGGGCUGGCAAUGGAUUUGUCGGCAGACCUUGCUUACGGCCGCGAGCUGCACCAUACACGAGACGGAAAAAGCUCCGACUUCAUGGAUACACUCCUGGGAACCAACCUCCUUGUGAUGAUGAUACAGCUUUCCAAGAAGUUUCGACUUCUCAGACCCCUCGUCUUUCUUUUCGUGCCCCCUAGACUCAUGAUAAAGGUUCCGAGGGCCUUCAAAAUGAACACUCAGGCGGUACAAAGUCGGAUUGACAAUCGCGGGAAGACGAAGCACCCAGAUUUCGUCGAUUACAUGGUCCCAGCUGACGGGCCUGGACCUACAACCAAACAGGAGAAGUUACACAUCGAACAGGUGGCGCUGCAGCUGUUCAUCGCAGGCUUCGACCCCAUACAGCUCCUGUUCUUCGGCUGUCUAUUCUUCUUUCUGAAAGAUCCCGAUGUUCUUGACACAGUGAAGCAGGAACUGAUUACCAAUUUCCAAAGCUAUGACGAGAUCACCCCCGAUGCACUGACUCAUCUUCCUUAUCUGAACGCGUGCAUCCACGAGACCUUGCGUGUACACUCAGUGAGUGCCGCCGGAAUGCCUCGAACAAGCCCAGGAGCAGUUGUGGAUGGGAUUUACAUCCCUAAAGGCGUUGUCGUCCAGACCAGUUACUUCACCAUCGGCCGCAACCCACAGAACUUCCACGACCCCUUGAACUACCACCCUGCACGCUGGCUACCAUCGGACCAUCCAAAGUAUGAAGCAAGGUUCGCCAAUGACAAACUGAAGAGCAUUUACCCCUUUGGUCUGGGUCCCAGGGUAUGCGCUGGGAGGGAGGUCGCAUGGAGCAUGAUUGGGUUAUUCCUCGGUAAGGUACUGUGGACUUUUGACUUGGAGAUGAUUAAGGGUCAGGAUGCGACCUUUGAUAAGGACUACAGUCUUCACAUCAUGUGGUAUAAGCCCAACGUCAGGGUGAGAUUUGUCCCACGAUGA